Neoarthrinium moseri is the source of this 978-nucleotide messenger RNA. RefSeq lists its product as uncharacterized. NCBI's taxonomy places the organism in Eukaryota, Fungi, Ascomycota, Sordariomycetes, Amphisphaeriales, Apiosporaceae. The coding region runs from base 1 to 978 and encodes 325 amino acids. Gene Ontology annotation, biological process: maturation of SSU-rRNA from tricistronic rRNA transcript (SSU-rRNA, 5.8S rRNA, LSU-rRNA). Gene Ontology annotation, cellular component: nucleolus; 90S preribosome. The transcript has a single exon. The record is from RefSeq and is a predicted model, not a curated record.
AUGGAGCGCGCACAGUCGGCGAAGCGCAAAUUCCCAUUCUCCGGCCUUCAGAGAAGAGUCCGUGCGAGAAAGGAAAUCGAGCCGGAACCAGACUCCGAAGACCAAUACAGCAACUCCGACGAAGAGGGAAGUGAAGACGACGACGCUUCGCAAGCCAGCGACGAAGACAAGGAUGACGUAGCCGCGGGCCCAGGCUCGUCCGACGAGAGCGAAGAAGACGAAGACGGCUCUGAGGCAGAGCCAGAGGGUUCCGCACUGGCGGCAUCGCAGAUCUCCUUUGGCGCCCUCGCCAAAGCGCAGGCCUCCCUCCCGAGCGCCCGCAAGAAACGCUCCGGUGCCGCCGACGACGACGAGGAAGGCGGUGAUGACGGCUCAGACGACUCGGCGCCCGAAGAGUUUGACCGCCACGGAAAAUACAAGAAGCCUCCGCCCCGAUCGAGCAAGCAUGCGCCCUCCGAGAUGACCUCCAAACGCCCCGUGACGCGCCGGCGCCAGGUCGUCGAGGUGCCCAAGGCACAGUCGCGCGAUCCGCGCUUCGGGCCUCUGGGCGGCGGCGGCGGCGGGCCGGCCGCCGGUCCGCAGGCGGAGGAGGCGCUGCGGCGGAAUUACGCGUUCCUGAACGAGUACCGGGACGCGGAGAUGAAGGAGCUGCGGACGACGAUCAAGAAGACGCGGGACCCGUUCGAGAAAGAGCGGCUGCAGCGGGCGCUGUUGAGCAUGCAGAGCAAGAAGCAGGCGCAGGAGCGCAAGGACGCCGAGCAGGCUGUCGUGGCCGAGCACCGCCGCCAGGAGAAAGAGCUGGUCAAGCAGGGCAAGACGCCCUUCUACCUCAAGAAGAGCGAGCAGAAGAAGCGCGUGCUCAUGGACCGCUUCGCCGGUAUGAAGAAAGGCCAGGUCGACAAGGCCAUCCAGCGCAAGCGCAAGAAGCAGACGUCCAAGGAGAAGAAGGAACUGCCCAUGGAGAGACGAGCACGGUGA